AUGCGUGCUGUCGUAUCAGGCUGGACUGGGCGGAAAUUGAACGACUCGAACAUGACGGCCGCUGGUGAGAUGUACGCGGAAGAAGUGCUCGAGCUGUUCAACAUGAACAAUACCUUAUCCGAGUUCAACAGUCCUACGUACGCAGGCAUAACCAUUUAUGCUUUGACACUUUGGGCCAAGUACAUGCCGAGUGAUUCGGUGAUGAAUCAGGAGGGUCAGCGUGUCUUGGGAGAAGUUUGGGACCUUCUCGCCAUGAUGUACAAUUCCAAUCUCCGCAACCUGGCCGGUCCGUGGGAUCGCACCUAUGGCGACCAAAUCCUCAUUUCACGGCAAGCCUACGCUCCGCCCUACGAUUUGGAGCCGCGCAAUAUCACGACCUGGGUAUCACCCAACCUGACGAUUGGCGGUGAGUCUUUCAACCAAGGCAAUCUUGGUGGCGCACGUGAGGACCGCUCUGCGUGGAGCCCAGGCGUCGUUCAAUGGAAGAGGCGCGACAAUUCUGUUGGUUGGUUCAAUGUCUGGCCGUCCGAGACCGCUAUGAACAUCGACGUUGCUCCUAACUCCAUCAAUUUCACAUACCCAAACGGCAAUGCUUCAAGCACAUUCAGCUUCAUUGUGGCGUUGAACCCGCUCAGCGGUAAACGGGAUAUCACCUCUGUUCGAGAUCUUGACGGCUUGGACCUCGAAGUCAGUGGUACAGUCGAUGUGGAUUCGCCUAGUAUCUCCUUCUGUGGGCUUGUUGGUGGAACGUGCAAGAUCAUCCAUGGGUUCGAAUUCUGGAACGUAACGUGGUCUAUGCCCACAAAUAGUAUUCAGAUCCCGUCUAUUAACUUUAAGGUAAAUCUUCUAUAA
Messenger RNA from Parastagonospora nodorum SN15, 852 nucleotides. RefSeq lists its product as hypothetical. The transcript has 2 exons. NCBI's taxonomy places the organism in Eukaryota, Fungi, Ascomycota, Dothideomycetes, Pleosporales, Phaeosphaeriaceae. The record is from RefSeq and is a predicted model, not a curated record. Bases 1 to 852 code for a protein of 283 amino acids.